CCGCGGGGCGGAAGUGACGUCGCGCCGGGCCGGGGCUGAGCGGAAGCGGCGGCGGUAUGAACGCGCCACCGGCCUUCGAGUCCUUUCUGCUCUUCGAGGGGGAGAAGAAGAUCACCAUCAACAAGGACACGAAGGUGCCCAACGCCUGUCUCUUCACCAUCAACAAGGAGGACCACACGCUGGGCAACAUCAUCAAGUCGCAGUUACUGAAAGACCCGCAGGUGCUGUUUGCAGGAUACAAAGUACCACAUCCUCUUGAGCACAAAAUUAUCAUUCGAGUUCAAACUACUCCUGAUUAUAGUCCUCAGGAAGCUUUCACCAAUGCCAUCACAGACCUGAUCAGUGAACUUUCCCUUCUGGAGGAGAGGUUCAGGGUUGCCAUCAAAGACAAACAAGAAGGAAUUGAAUAAACAUGAAGCUUCAAGUGGA
Molecule: messenger RNA, 429 nt
Organism: Alligator mississippiensis (American alligator)
Lineage: Eukaryota; Metazoa; Chordata; Crocodylia; Alligatoridae
Gene: POLR2J
Product: RNA polymerase II subunit J
Exons: 4
Coding region: 57-410 (117 amino acids)
Biological process (GO): transcription by RNA polymerase II
Cellular component (GO): RNA polymerase II, core complex
Molecular function (GO): DNA binding; protein dimerization activity
Source: RefSeq, a predicted model, not a curated record